This is a messenger RNA of Quercus lobata, 459 nucleotides long. RefSeq lists its product as uncharacterized. The record is from RefSeq and is a predicted model, not a curated record. Lineage: Eukaryota; Viridiplantae; Streptophyta; Magnoliopsida; Fagales; Fagaceae. Bases 64 to 459 code for a protein of 131 amino acids. The transcript is spliced from 3 exons.
UCGUUGAAGAGAAUAAGAGGACAGCAACUUUUAGUUGGAUAACAGGCCUUUGUGCUGCUUCGCAUGUCUUGGGAAAUCUUCUGGCACUUUUUCUCCCAGAAAAGUACAAUUUUCCUCCUUUUGUUUCAGGUUUCAAUAGCUCUCUUGAUCUUUUGUUCAGUUCAUAUGCAACUCUUUCUGGUUGAGACGGUUAAGCUGGCUCCAAAGAGGGACCAAGUUUCAGCUUGCUUGACUACGCCAAUUAAAAUUAUCCAGAAACGAUACAAAUCAAUGAAAGAUGCUGCUACAAUAGUUAUGAGCAGUCCGACAUUAAGGGGCAUUUCUCUGGUUUCUUUCUUCUUUGAGUUGGGAAAGUCUGGCAUCAACUGUGUCUUAAUGGUAUGUUUCCUAUUAGUUUGUCAUUCUAACAAGCAAAUAGAUGGUUGCAUGCUGCAAUUUCCUCUUGGUACCAUCUUAUAA